Molecule: messenger RNA, 792 nt
Organism: Purpureocillium takamizusanense
Lineage: Eukaryota; Fungi; Ascomycota; Sordariomycetes; Hypocreales; Ophiocordycipitaceae
Gene: LCL3
Product: Micrococcal nuclease
Exons: 2
Coding region: 1-792 (263 amino acids)
Cellular component (GO): cytoplasm; mitochondrion
Source: RefSeq, a predicted model, not a curated record
AUGGUAUGGCCGUUUGGAACAUCGGCCUCUGGACGUGACGCAAACGACGACGAGCCAAAGAAGCGGCCGCUCUCAUGGCCCGAAUCCCUUGGCCCCGCAGACCGGGACCAGUUCGCGGCGGCCAAAGAAUGGGCGCCCAUGGUCCUGUUCUCUCUCGUCGGCCUCGGUGCGCUGCAGCUAUACGCCAACUACCUCCGCCGUAUACCAGGAUCGGCCUACGUCCGACCGAACUUCUUCCGAAGCAGGAGCCUCUUUGGCAGAGUCACGAGCGUGGGCGACGGUGACAACUUCCACUUGUUUCACACUCCUGGCGGGCGGGCUGUCGGCUGGGGCUGGCUGCGGAAGGUGCCAGAAUCGAGAAAGGAGCUCAAGGAUCGCACGAUAUCCAUACGCCUUGCGGGUGUCGACGCCCCAGAAGGCGCGCAUUUUGGACGCCCGGCGCAACCCUUUAGUGGCGAAGCGCUCAAGUGGCUAUCCGACUACAUCCUGCACCGCAAUGUGCGAGCAUACAUUUACAAGCGAGACCAGUACAACCGCAUCGUGGCGACAGUGUACGUCCGACGGUUCCUAAUGCGGCGGAACGUGGGCCUCGAGAUGGUGAAGCGGGGGCUGGCAACGACGUACGAGGCCAAGUCCGGGGCCGAGUUUGGCGGGUUAAAGGCAGUCUACGAGAAGGCUGAAGCGAAGGCGAAGAGAAAGCGGCGCGGCAUGUGGUCUGGUAAAGCGAACGCAUUCGAGAGCCCGCGAGAGUACAAAACACGUUGGGCCGGCCAGCAGAAACCUGACGAGUGA